GUCAACAUAAAUCUUUCCAAUCUUUAAUAGUAUUAAUUAUUCCUCUAAUUUUUCUUCAUUAGAAGGGGAAAAAGAAAAAUGGAAACCAAGUAAUAGCAUAUCCUUUUGAAGAACCAAAACCAAAUGCAAAUAUUUCCCAAUAACAAACUAGUCACAACGUUAUGUUACACACCAUUCGCAGGUUAGCCAGGCACCCCCAUUUCCUGUCCCUGACCACUUUUUCUUGUCAUCACAUUCCGACUCCGACUCUCAAUUGCAUGCUUCACCACCAUUAUUCAAUUUCCAUGGAAAAUGAUGCGCGCAGACUUUUCGACCAAAAUCCCACAUCCCGAAGCAUAGGCUCCUGGAACAUGAUGAUCGCCUCCUACCUUCAAAGCGGCCAACUCCGAAAGGCUCAGGACUUGUUCGACCAAAUGCCAGUGAAGGACGUAGUUUCGUGGAACACCAUGUUGUCGGGCUUACGCAAAAGUAAAAACCCACAUGGAGUGUAUAUCUGUUUCAUACAAAUGAUGAGGAUCGGUUUUAGACCCAACGACCAUACAAUCUCCGUGGUAGUCAGCGCGGUGUUGAAAACAGAGUUCAUCGUUUUGGUCCCCCAAAUUCACGUUUUUGAAGUAAAAAGUUUGGCACCUAACCCAAAUGUGUUUGUCGGGUCGGCAUUAAUGGUAGGGUAUGCGAAUCUGGGCAAUCCGGUAGCUAUGAGUAGAGUGUUUGAUGAGAUUUUAGAAAGAGACGUUACCUCUUGGAAUGCAUUGGUUUCGGGUUAUAUGGAAAUGGGGUACACAAAAGAGGCUCUGAGAGUUUUUGAUGCCAUGCCGGAGAAGAAUGUAGUUUCUUGGACUAGUUUGUUAAAAGGGUACAUUCAUAAUAGGAUGAUUAACAAGGCUCGGGAUGUUUUCAACAAAAUGGGCGAAAGGAAUGUGGUUUCUUGGACCGCAAUGAUUAAUGGAUAUGUGCAAAACCAGAACCUCGUGAAUGGUUGGAAGCUUUUUCGUUUGAUGUUGAGAUCAGGGACUAUUCCUCCUAAUCAUUUUACGUUUUCAAGUGUGUUAGAUGCAUGCGCAGGUUGUUCUUCGCUUCUCAUGGGCCAGCAAGUUCAUACAGGGAUUGUAAAGUACGGGAUACCAGAUGAUAUCGUCUUGUCAACCUCGCUUGUUGAUAUGUAUGCAAAAUGCGGAGACACUGACGCAGCAUUUCGAGUUUUCGAGGCCAUGCCUAUUAAGAACUUGGUGUCAUGGAAUUCACUAAUAGGAGGAUGUGCUAGAAAUGGCCGUGCUAUGAGAGCAUUGGAGAUGUUCAACAGAAUGACAGAGACCGGCACUAAACCUGAUGAAGUUACAUUCAUCAACUUGUUAUGGGCAUGUGGGCAUGGAGGAUUGGUUGAGGAAGGAGAGAAGCACUUCGAUUCCAUGGUGCGCAAGUACGGCAUCCUAGCAGGGUUGGAGCAUUAUGCUUGCAUGGUUGAUCUUUAUGGAAGGGCAGGUCAGCUAGAAAAAGCAUAUAAAUUGAUCAAAGUGAUGCCAUUUGAGCCAGAUGUUGUUGUUUGGGGUGCAUUGCUUGGAGCAUGUUGUAUGUAUUCAAGUUUGGAACUUGGUGACUAUGCUGCCCAGGGAAUUAAGAAGCUGAAAGAUGAUCAUCCUGCUAUCUAUUCAAUGCUUUCAAAGAUUCACGGUGAAAAAGGUGCCUGGAGCAGUGUAGCUGAAUUGAAGGGAAUCAUGAAAAAGAAGAAUGUUAUGAAGCAGACUGCAGGCAGUUGGAUUGUCUCUGAUUUUGGCAAAAGAUGAUCUGGCUUGGGGUUUUCAUCUCCCUUAAAGCAGCAUACAUUAAGUGUUCCCAUUUAUUCUAUAACUCCUUUUAUUAGGGGUUGUAAUUCAAAUUUCAUCUUAAUUCAUUAUGGAAAUUGUUUGGGAUUAUGAAAAAGUUACGCGUUAGACUAAUAUUUCUAGAGGUUAAUUUCAUUAUCGCCCUAAAAAAUAUAACAGCUGUUUUCAAAAUGACAUUUUCAAACCAUAAGUUUCAGCUUCUAAUUGGACAGGGUGGCAGCAAAUGCGUCCAAAUCAUAUUUAAUUCAUUCUUUCCCCACCGUAAGUGCUAAAUACCUAACAUCUUGCUGCUAAAUAACAGAAUCCAAACAGAUUGAAAAAGUUAGAUAAGUUACAAAUAAGAGUCUAAAAUCUACCGUAGGAAGUGGUACAGAACAUUCCCAAAUCCAUUUUCACCGACAACUGAGCUCCAGAGACACAAAAUGCAUAAAAAUAAAAA
Molecule: messenger RNA, 2262 nt
Organism: Ziziphus jujuba (common jujube)
Lineage: Eukaryota; Viridiplantae; Streptophyta; Magnoliopsida; Rosales; Rhamnaceae
Product: pentatricopeptide repeat-containing protein At2g13600-like
Exons: 1
Coding region: 162-1784 (540 amino acids)
Biological process (GO): RNA modification
Molecular function (GO): protein binding; RNA binding
Source: RefSeq, a predicted model, not a curated record